CUCCGAGUCAUCAUGGAAAUUUCGAGCAAGCGCCAUCUCUAAACAUCAAUCUUCUAGCACAGUCUUGUGGGCGUAUAUUUGAUCAAUUAGAUUGUGGUGUUCUUACGCAGACACACUUCGUAAGAAAUUUCAAAACCCUGGCUAUAUUUGACAAUUUCUGGGCAAUAUAACGGGCACUCACGCCAUGGCCGUACGGGCAUAAAAGUAACCAUUGAAAGGUUGAUCGUUCUUCAUGAACAUGGCAUCACUUCUCAAAGUUCCAUUUAUUCUCUCGUCUGCUAUCGCACAACAGGUAGCGUUUACGCCUCCAAACAUCCCCUCGGGUGGAGAGACUAUUCCACAAACGUUCAAUGAGCGGGUGCUCACCCGGCUUAUAGCAUAUGGGUUUCCGACCAUGAAAGUACUUUACUGGGUUGUUUCUUUCGCAGAGGUCGUUAUCAUUGCCUCUCAGACAGCAAAUUCUUUGUCCGUUAUACAAGCCAUUGCACAACACGCGGUCGGUCACGGGAUUCAUGACACGCCCAUCACUUUCCCUUUCGUCUUGGGCACCACACUUACUGUCGCAGGGGGUCUCUGCCGUUGGUGGUGUUAUCGCACCCUCGGUCGCUUUUUCACAUUCGAACUCAGUGUUCGCAAAGGGCAUCAUAUUGUCACGACCGGACCAUACGCUGUCAUACGCCAUCCAGCAUACACAGCAGGUAUCACGCAGCUGAUCGGGAUGAUAAUGCUACACGGAUCGCCCACUUCGUGGCUUAGACACUCCGGAGUUCUAGAUAUUCCUGGACUCAAAUUGGCUGUGAUGUCAUGGCUUGUGGGGGUGACCCUUCUUGCGAUAGGCUCCGUGUUCAGGGUCAGCGAAGAAGAUAAAGCACUGAAAAUGGCUUUCGGAGACGAGUGGGCGAAGUGGGCGAAGGCGGUCAAGUACCGACUGAUACCUGGCAUCUACUGACACAUUGCACUUGGUGUUCUGUGAUGGUUACAACUGUUCAAAUAUUCACCGGCACCGUCCAAUCUUAGACCAUUGCUCCCUUCCAUCCGAGAUUAGAAGAGAUUUAUCUGCUGAUUUCAUUCUACGAUAACGCUCGGUUUCUUUUUUGGUUAACGGGGGUGAGAUCUUGAGACGUGCAAUACAUUUUGUAGUCUUUUUUUGUUUUUCGAUGUCGGCUUUCUAUUUAAUCGCGUCUGUUGUCAUUCCAGGCUAACCUAAGGUCGGCAAUACGUCACGAGUUUACGAUAUACGA
Suillus fuscotomentosus is the source of this 1241-nucleotide messenger RNA. RefSeq lists its product as uncharacterized. Gene Ontology annotation, cellular component: membrane. The transcript is spliced from 3 exons. Gene Ontology annotation, biological process: C-terminal protein methylation. The record is from RefSeq and is a predicted model, not a curated record. The coding region runs from base 233 to 949 and encodes 238 amino acids. Lineage: Eukaryota; Fungi; Basidiomycota; Agaricomycetes; Boletales; Suillaceae. Gene Ontology annotation, molecular function: protein C-terminal S-isoprenylcysteine carboxyl O-methyltransferase activity.